Molecule: messenger RNA, 6452 nt
Organism: Crotalus tigris (Tiger rattlesnake)
Lineage: Eukaryota; Metazoa; Chordata; Lepidosauria; Squamata; Viperidae
Gene: SCAF8
Product: SR-related CTD associated factor 8
Exons: 21
Coding region: 182-4147 (1321 amino acids)
Cellular component (GO): nucleus
Molecular function (GO): RNA binding
Source: RefSeq, a predicted model, not a curated record
GGGCGGCCCAGCGGAGUUGGGAGGAGCCCCCCUUUCCCCGACCCGUCCGCCCCCCUAACCCUCCGCUACCCCGUCAUGGCGACGAGGCCCGGUGGCCCGUGAAAGAAGCCGACCGCCGUCACCCCAGCGGAGAACAACCCCCUUUCGGCGCGGUUCUAAGCCUUUUCCUCCGCCACACAACAUGGAGGCCGUGAAAGCUUUUAAUAGCGAGCUUUACUCACUGAAUGAUUACAAGCCUCCUAUUUCAAAGGCUAAAAUGACACAGAUUACUAAAGCAGCAAUCAAGGCCAUAAAGUUCUACAAACAUGUUGUGCAGAGUGUUGAGAAAUUCAUUCAAAAGUGUAAACCAGAAUACAAGGUGCCUGGCUUAUAUGUCAUUGACUCGAUUGUACGGCAGUCUCGACAUCAGUUUGGACAAGAAAAGGAUGUCUUUGCUCCUCGGUUUAGCAAUAACAUCAUUAGCACUUUCCAGAAUUUAUAUCGUUGCCCUGGGGAUGAUAAGAGUAAAAUUGUUAGAGUGCUCAAUUUGUGGCAGAAGAAUAAUGUGUUCAAAAGUGAAAUUAUCCAGCCUCUAUUGGAUAUGGCAGCAGGAAUUCCUCCUCCAGUUGUUACUCCUGUUUUGCCAGGGACAACUGCUACUUUGAGUAAUAAUACACCAGGAACUCCAGUGACUCCUGCUACUCCAGCCAAUGUAAUCCAAAGUUUACCUGAUCCAUGGGUAUCUCAGAUAACUAAUACAGAUACGCUUGCUGCUGUAGCACAGAUCCUUCAAAGUCCACAAGGACAACAGCUUCAGCAAUUAAUACAGACAUUGCAGAUGCAACAACAAAAACCACAACCAUCAUUGCUUCAAGCACUGGAUGCUGGUCUCGUCGUUCAGCUACAGGCUCUCACUGCUCAACUUACGGCUGCUGCUGCUGCCACCAAUACACUCAAUCCACUAGAACAGAGUGUCUCUUUUAACAAGAAGCUGAUAGAUAGGUUUGGAGAUUUUGGAGAAGAAACUGAUUUGAAUGAAGAGCCCAAAAAGGAAACUCCAACUUCUCAGUUGCCCCUUGUAUCUGAAUCCGUGAACAAUUCACUUUUUCAUCAGCUAGCUGAACAACUACAGCAACAAAACUUAGAACAUCUUCGGCAGCAGCUUCUAGAUCAGCAGCCACCAAAGGUCAGCCCUGAGGAAACUCAAGAAGAAAAUUUUGGUUCUGAGCAUUCAGCAUCACCUUCACAAGACAGCAGUCACCAACAGUUUUUAGAAGUGGAAACAAAGCUUGACAAUUCAAUGGAUGUUCAACAACAGGACAUGGAUAUAGAUGAAGCCCAGGAGAUUGUAGAACAAGAAGUCUUUGAGCAAGAAGAAAAGAAACCAGCAGUUCUUUCAAGAUCACGAACACGCUCAAGAUCACGUUCAAGGUCACCAAGAAAAAGAAGGUCAAGAUCACGGUCUGGUUCUCGAAAGCGUAAACACAGAAAGCGCUCACGUUCUAGAUCAAGAGAAAGAAAGAGGAAGUCAUCAAGAUCAUACUCAAGUGAAAGAAGAGCUAGAGAAAGGGAAAAAGAAAGACAGAAAAAAGGAUUACCUCCUAUCCGAUCAAAAACACUAAGUGUCUGCAGUACCACGCUUUGGGUUGGUCAAGUGGACAAGAAGGCCACCCAGCAAGAUUUAACCAAUUUAUUUGAAGAAUUUGGACAAAUAGAAUCUAUAAAUAUGAUCCCUCCCAGAGGUUGUGCAUAUGUCUGUAUGGUUCAUAGGCAAGAUGCUUAUCGUGCUCUUCAGAAAUUAAGCUCUGGAUCUUACAAAAUUGGAUCUAAAAUUAUUAAGAUUGCAUGGGCUUUAAAUAAAGGAGUGAAAACUGAAUACAAACAGUUUUGGGAUGUGGAUCUCGGAGUAUCAUAUAUACCCUGGGAAAAAGUUAAGGUGGAUGAUUUAGAUGGCUUUGCAGAAGGAGGCAUGAUUGACCAGGAAACAGUAAAUAGUGAAUGGGAAACUACAAGGACUUCAGAGACUGUAAAAGAGAGUGUGCAGAUAACCCAGAGUGCAACUGUUGAGAAAACCACAGUUGUCACAACACAGGCAGAAACUUAUAAACAAUCUGUCACUAUGUUACAGAUUCCUGUAGCGCCAACUGUGCCGACUGUUAAUUUAGUUCCACCUGCAUUUCCUGUUACAAUGUCUGUCCCUCCACCUGGUUACAGUGGAAUUCCUCCGCCUCCAUUCUUGAGAGCAAGCUUUAAUCCUUCACAACCACCUCCUGGUUUCAUGCCUCCACCUGUUCCGCCACCUGUUCCACCACCUGUAGUCCCAACAUCUCUUGUACAGCCGUCGCUGACUAUUGCUCAAGAAUCAAUGAAAGAUUUUAGCAGCCUUGUUCUACCAGGUGGUACGGUUUCUAGUAGUCUUACGACAUCAACAUUAUCUGCCGGAAGUGUCUUUUCUUCUCUUUCAAAUAACAGUUCAGAAUUGGAUGAAAAAGGAUCUCUUCGUGCUGAUCUUCCAACCUCUUCUACGGAAAACAGAACUGUUCAAGAUGAUGUUUCAAGCAGUUCUGGACUUACCGAGGGAGUACAGCCAUCUGGUAUCACAACCAGUUCUGGGCAUGUAGGGGGAAUUCAGCCACCACAUGUCUCAAGUAGUGCUGGACUUGUGCAGCCAGUCAGUGUCUCAAGCAGCUCUGGACUUUUGACAAGAAUUCAACCACCCACUGCUUCAAAUAGCUCUGGUCUUAUAACAGGUGUUCAGGCUCCAAGUGUCUCAAGUAGCUCUGGGCUUUUGUCAGGACUUCAGACGAUAAAUGUUUCAAGCAGCUCCAGCCUUUUAAUGGGUAUCCAACCACCCAUAGUCUCAAAUAAUACUGGACGUUUGUCAGGAAUCCAGCCACCCAUUGUAUCAAAUAGUUCUGGGCUUUUGACAGCACUCCAACCACCCAUUGUAUCAAGCAAUUCUGCAAUUUUAGGAUUGCCACCACCAAUGGUUUCAAGUAGUUCUGGACUGUUAGGAUUACCACCACCAAAUAUUUCAGGUGGUUCUGGACUAUUAGGACUACAACCACCCACUGGAAUUCAAAAUUUGCCCCAUUUAACUAUUGCUAGUCAACGGUUGCCUGGAAUUUCUCUAGUAGAAAUCCGAUCGGGAUUAAUACCACAACCACCUGGUGCUAGAUUUCCACUACUGCAACCUGGGAUGCCACCACAACGUACAGUUCCUCCUCCAACUAUACUUGAUCCAUCCCUUCCUCCACCUAGAGUUCCUUUCCUUCCAGGAGAUAUUUUUACUCAAACAGAGAGGCCAUUUGUAACUUCUGGUAGGCACAAUAUGGAUAUUUCUAACCCAGAUAAAAGAUUGCCUGUUGGGGAAGAUAGCAUUCAACAAGAAGGAGAUAGAGACUAUCGCUUUCCUCCAAUGGAAAGUAGAGAUCGAACAUCUUCAGUAGAUAUAAGGGAUUCUGUUGGAAGGCCACCCCUAGAUCCAAGAGAAGGUCUAGGUCGACCUCCUAUGGAUGGAAGAGAACAUCUUCUCAGACCACAUAUAGAUUUGCGGGAGAACUUUGGAAGGCCAGGUAUUGAUAAUCUAAGGAGAGAGCAUUUUGCUUUCAACUCAGAAAAACACUGGGGUCAAAGAGGAGAUUAUGAUGAAAGAGAACAUCAGACCUUUCCUGUAUAUGGUAGUCUCAAAGGGUUCCAGGAAGCUCGAGACAGAUACCGGCAAACAAACUACAGAUUUGAAAUUCGAAGUGGUCCUACCUGGAACAGAGGACUUGAACAAGAUGCUCACAGAGACUUUGAUGACCGUCGUAGACCAUGGGAAAGGCAAAGGGACAGGGAUGAUAGAGAUUUUAAUUUUGGUAGAGAAAUUAACGGAAACAGAUUUGGGAGAGAGAGAACACAGAACAACUGGAUACCCCCUCCGCAUCCAAGAGCGUUUGAAUAUUUUGAAGGUGGUGCUUCUCAACAAAAAGUUGAUAGUGUUCCCCAAGUUAAUGGUGAAAACACAGAGACAGUGAAUCAGCCAUCUGCUGUGCAAGUGCAGGAUGAAUUGGAACUUUAUGAAAAGUUGGCGACUUCAAAUGAGACAAAAAAAGAGAAGAGUGACACAGAAGCUGAAUUAGAAACUGAACCAGUGGUAGAAAGCACAGAAACUGAGGGGACAUAAUCAUCACUCAGUAGGCAAUAUGAUGAAGGAGGUUGUGGCAACUUACCGUAUGCUGGGCUCGGCAGACUUAAAUGAGAAGUACUUCAGUGUUCUAAUGGGCACCACAUCGCAUCUUGGUUAUGAAGUAUUAGAAGGAAGGAACCUGGCCUUACAUACUGAGGAGGCAGUGUGUGUCAAAACACAUAUUCUGAUUCUUUAAAAAAUAGAGAUUGCAAACAUAUCUACCAGUAUUACCUGUCUGGAGCAGGCUUAAUUUUAUAAAUUGAAAGCAAUAAACUCCAUGAGUUUUUUUUAAAAAAACAAUACUCUUUUUUUCCUAUGUUUUUGAGGAUUAUUUGUUCAAAUGAAAGUUUUUGCAUCCAGUAGAGAGAAAGGCUCUUCUGCAGGAUCAGAAGAUAACACUGGACUGUAAAUUAUAACUAAAGCCCAUAUCUUCUAAUGUUAUUAAUCAAAGGACAGGUUGCAAGAAAAAUACUUAGUGGUUUUGCUUUUGGAUUAGACAUUUUGAAAUGUGUCCCUAAGAAGUUCCAUUUGCUGUAACACUACAUGGGCAGUCACUGUAUAGAUCUUGCAUUAAGGAUACGCCUUUGGUUCGAGACAUUCAGCAAGUGGUCAAUGUCAAACUAACAUGUUCUACAAUCUUUGAGUAUAUUGGUCCAUAAGCACUUAAUCUGUUACACAGAAAAUCUUGAAGAAGGGUGGAGACAACCAGAGAAGACUUGAGCCUUUUUAGGUUCUUGAAUCCCACAGUCUUCAGGAUUUUAGAAGAAUAAUGAAAUUUAAAUCACAAAGCCAAUAUUUGUCCUGAAUCAACUUUUUGGCUUUUUGUUAACAUUGAAAAAGUAAGGUCCAAAUAGAAGUGAUUGAUGAUGAAAUGAAAAGUUAUAAUGAAUUCAUUUUAAAAGGCACUCGGUGGACAAGAGUGUAUUUAUUCACACUUAAAAACAAUGACCCUCAGUAAGCUCAAAGCUUUAUGUACAUUUCAGGUUCAAACAUUUAGACUUGGUUUACUGAUCAGCUGUAGAAAGGAAAAAACAACAGCAUUCUUAUGCACCACGCGCUGUCUCUCUAAGUUUGUUUACUCCAAGAAGUAAUGGGACAGUUAUACAAAAUAUUGUAGCUUAUGAUCUCGUGGAAUCAGAACUUCAGCAAAACCAUUCUCCUUAUGCUGUACUUGCAUGGUGACCAGAGCUUUGGACUUGUGUAACAAUAAAAAAAAAAUUAGAUGCAGAGUCCUAUUUUCUUCAUCUGGCAACAGUAUAAAUCAUACAGUUUGACCUCCUCACUGUACCAUGAUAAUACCUUAACACUAACCCUCUCUGAUCUGAUGCUAUUUCCAUUUGUUGGGAUGGGAACCACAAAAUCCCCAGCUUCCGUGGAUAUUCAUGAUGCUAGCAGGGAAUUGUAAUUCUAGCAGAUUUUGAGGCAGCAACUUGGGGAGCAUUGCAUAAAACCUAUUCAUUUAGGUACCUUGCCAUUACAAUAAUAAUAAGCAACAACAUAACAAUGAACACAGUGAAAAUCAACUUUCUAUUGAAUUUUUAUUUUUUUUAAAUGUAGAAAUUAGUACACAACUGUAUUGCCAAUAUCAAAGAUGUCCUUUUGAAGAGCGGAUUGCACAUGCCCACGUUCUAGCUCCCACCACUACCCAUAGUGCUGUUCCUCUGAUACUUCUACUGCUCUGUUUCCUUUAUUUAUGGCUCUUGAGUCAUGUGCAUCUUUAUCUAACUUCUAAAUUAGUUUUAUCACGAUCAAAAAAAAUGUGAGCUUUCAAACACAACUACAGUAUGCUCCUACAAACUGUCUCUGUGAUCUGUAAUGGGACAAAGGCUUUAUUAGAAUCAACUACAUUUUUUAAAAAAAUAGUCACAGUUGAAUUGAUUUUAAUAUUGGUAUUACGAUAUUGAGGCCUGCAUUUUUCCUUAAAUGGUCAAUUAAGCUGUUUUGAUCUAGUAAAGAAAAAAAAAGGAUCAACAGAGUUCAACAGACUCCUAUGAGACAUUCCUGAAGAAAUGUUUGGAGCAAUGAAUCUCUAUUCUUAGGAGAAGAGAAUACAUGAAUAAUGUUUUUGCUGAGGAAAUCAUUACAAAUGUGUCCCUGAUUUUAUACACCAGGAGGUGUUAUGUUCUAGGAUAUGAUUUCUAAUUGUGUUCAUGUUAUUUAACACAAGGCAUUUCUUAAGUGUAAUUUGAAUUUGCCAAGUUAUGCUUGUAUAGUUAUGCAGUUAUAAUAUUCUCCAUCUGAUGAAUACUUCUUUGUGGCUGAAUAGAGCAUUAACAAAAGAAAAUUAAAUAAGUUUACAUUC